Molecule: messenger RNA, 1596 nt
Organism: Verticillium nonalfalfae
Lineage: Eukaryota; Fungi; Ascomycota; Sordariomycetes; Glomerellales; Plectosphaerellaceae
Exons: 2
Coding region: 1-1596 (531 amino acids)
Cellular component (GO): cytosol
Molecular function (GO): deaminase activity
Source: RefSeq, a predicted model, not a curated record
AUGGCUCGCCUUCUCUCCCUCUUGGCCCUCGUCAGCACGGCGAUCGGCUCUUCUAUCCUGUUCGAAGGUGGUACCAUCAUCUCAUGGGAUGACGCCUCCUCCUCCACAACCAUUACUCGCAAUGCCUCCCUCCUGAUCACCAACGACACAAUCACGGGCAUCUACGCCGCCGGCGAGUCUGUUCCUCGGCCAUCGGGUAACGACACCCAAAUCAUUGACGCCACGGACAAGAUCCUGACGCCGGGCUUCAUCGACACGCACCGUCACGGCUGGCAGACAGCCUACCGAACCCUUGGCUCCAACACCAGCCUGUGGGAAUACUUUGGCCGCUACGGCGAGUAUGCCUCGGCCGGUCGCUACACAGCUGACGACGUCUAUCUGAGCCAGCUGACCGGUUUGUACGAGGCCAUCAAUGCCGGCGUGACAACAACGCUCGAUCACGCGUCGCACACGUGGUCGAACGAGACGGCCGAGGCGGGCCUGCGCGCCAGCGUCGACAGCGGUGCGCGUGUCUUCUGGGCGUACGCCAUCCGUGACAUCACCAACUUUACCAUUGCCGAGCAGAUCAGUAACUUCAGGGACAUGGCCAGGGCGGCCAUCUACGAGGGCACGCCGACGAGCCUGGGCAUCGCCCAUGACACGUUCAGCAGCGAUGCCGAAGGUGCAGCGGCCGUCGUGGCCUUGGCCAAGGAGCUCAACGUCUCCGUCAUCACCACCCACCUCCUCGAGGGUCCCUGGGGCUGUAAGUCCAAUGCGCCGAACCCCUUGCCCCCCCCCUCUCCCUUUCAAUUUAUUGCCCUGUCCCCUCUCGAGACCGAAGCAGCGCUGACAUGCGUCAUUCGCUUGUUCCCAGUUUCCAACUCGCCCGAGCUGCUGCAGUCGCUCGACAUCCUCAACACAUCCAUCCCCGUCGUCUUCUCGCACGCCUCGUUCCUCGGCUUCACCGCGCACGAGCUGCUCAAGGCGACGGACCAGCACAUCUCCAUCACGCCCGAGUCGGAGCUGCACUACGGCCACCUGCACCCGACGUCGCACCUGCUCCUCGACCAGGCGUCGCUGGGCGUCGACACGCACUUCACCUUCAGCACCGACAUCCUGACGCAGGCGCGGCUGUGGCUGCAGCGGGUGCGCGCCCUCUUCUACGCGCAGGGCCUCGACGCCUGGAAGAUCCCCGUCAACAACCCCAUGUCGGCGGGCCAGGCCUUCAUGCUGGCGACGGCGGGCGGCGCGCGCGCGCUGCGCCGGCGCGACCUCGGCGUGCUCGCGGCCGGCGCCAAGGCCGACGUUGUGCUCUGGGACGGCGCCGGCCCGGCCCUGCUGGGCUGGGACGAUCCCGUCGCGGCUGUCAUGCUGCACGCGAGCGUCGCCGACAUUGACACGGUCGUCGUCGACGGUGUCGUCAAGAAGCGCGCCGGCCGUCUCGUCGUCGACGGGUACGACGGCCUCAAGACGCGCUUCCUCGCCAGCGCCCGCCGCAUCCAGCGCGUCCUCAAGGACACGCCGCUGCCGGCGCCCACCGGCGUCUUCAUGUCCGGCGCCGAGCUGACGCGUGUGCAGGAGGCCGACGUCGUGCCCGGUAACGGUACGGGGUACUAG